Messenger RNA from Anguilla rostrata (American eel), 4990 nucleotides. Its product is annotated as nucleolar transcription factor 1-A-like. The transcript has 20 exons. Bases 292 to 2451 code for a protein of 719 amino acids. The record is from RefSeq and is a predicted model, not a curated record. NCBI's taxonomy places the organism in Eukaryota, Metazoa, Chordata, Actinopteri, Anguilliformes, Anguillidae.
AGUUACUUUAAGCCCCCGCCUUUGUCUCCUUCUCGCUCGCCACUUUUUCUUCGGAGUUCCUCCCCCUGCGGCGCUGGGCGGAGUUUCAUACCGAACCAGACGCUCCUUUUGUCGGAUCCGUUUCGACCUGACUCCCCGGGGUUUACUGCCGAAAAAAAGACACUUAAAGAUCCAUAAAACCACUAACGCGACUUUAGCUUUGAUUAAUAACAUCGCGUGUUCGUUACUGACGGGAAAGACAUCACCAGAGACCCGGCAAGUCCACCGGGAGCUGCCCAGCCUCUCCCCGCCAUGAACGGCAACAGCAGCGUCUCCGGCGCCUCUCAGCCCUCGCGCAACAAGAAUCAGCCAGAUGCGUGGUCCAAGGAGGAAUGCCUGACGCUGUUGGAGAGGAUCCGCAGCCUGCUGCCCGACGCCGACGGGAUGAAGUACAAGACCACGGAGGCGCACUUCGACUGGGAAAAGGUCGGCUUCGGGGGCUUCACGGGGGACAUGUGCAAGCAGAAGUGGCAGAGGGUGUCUACCGAGGUGCGGAAGUACAGGACAAUGACGGAGCUCAUUAUCGAUGCCACAGAGUACGUGAAGAACCCGUACAAGGGCAAAAAGCUCAAGACGCACCCAGACUUUCCGAAGAAGCCCCUUACCCCGUACUUCCGCUUCUUCAUGGAGAAGCGGGCCAAGUACGCCAAGAUCCACCCGGAGAUGAGCAACCUGGACCUCACCAAGAUCCUCUCCAAGAAGUACAAAGAACUGCCGGAGAAGAAGAAGCUCAAGUACAUCCAGGAGUUCCAGCGGGAGAAGGAGUCCUUCGAGAAGAACAUGGCGCGCUUCAAAGAGGACCACCCCGAGCUGAUCGAGGAGAGGAAGAAGUCGGACCUCCCGGAGAAGCCCAAAACCCCCCAGCAGCUGUGGUACAACCACGAGAAGAAGACCUACAUGAAGCUGCACCCGGACGUGAGUCAGAAGGAGCUGAAGGAGGCCCUGCGCAGGCAGUGGUCUCAGCUCUCCGACAAGAAGCGCCUCAAGUGGAUCAGCAAGGCCCUGGAGCUGCAGAAGGACUAUGAGGGCAGCAUGCGGGCGUACCACGAGGCGCACCCCGACUCCAACUCCGACGAGCACGUGAAGUCGGUCCUGACCAAGGCCGAGCGGCAGCUCAAGGACAAGUUCGACGGACGGCCCACCAAGCCUCCCCCGAACGGCUACUCGCUGUACUGCGCCGAGUUGAUGGUGAACAUGAAGGACGUGCCCAGCACGGAGCGCAUGGUGCUCUGCAGCAAGCAGUGGAAGAUGAUGACGCAGAAGGAGAAGGACAUGUUCCAGAAGCGCUGCGAGCAGAAAAAGAAGCAGUACGAAGUGGACCUCCAGAGGUUUCUCGAGAGCCUGCCGGUGGAGGAGCGGGACCGGGUCAUGACCGAGGAGAAGCUGGGGGGCAGCCGGCUCGCGAUGGGGAACGCGGGCACCCUGCUUACAGCCAAGCCCCCUGCAGCCAAGGAACGCUGCACUGACCUGGAGCAGUGGGUCCAAGGCCUGGCCAAAGACAAGCGCGACGGCAAGAGGCGCACGCGGCUCCCCGAGACGCCCAAGACGGCGGAGGAGAUGUGGCAGCAGAGCGUCAUCGGAGACUACCUGGCCAAGUACAGGAACGACCGCAAGAAGGCGCAGAACGCCAUGGAGUCGGCCUGGAAGUCGAUGGAGAAGAAGGAGAAGAUCCCCUGGAUCAAGAAGGCGGCCGAAGACCAGAAGCGAUACGAGGUUCAGUACCGGCCUGUGAGGGAGUUGCUGGAAAUGAGGACGCCUCAGACAGGACAGGGGCAGAGGAAACCAAAAUUUGACGGGGAACCGAAGAAGCCCCCUGUGAGCGGCUACCAGAUGUUCUCCCAGGAGCUCCUGACCAACGGCGAGCUGAACCACUUCAGCCUGAAGGAGCGCAUGGUGGAGAUCGGCAAGCGCUGGCACAAGCUGAGCCAGAGCCAGAAGGACAAGUACAAGAAGCUGGUGGAGCAGCAUCAGAUGGAGUACAAGGCCGACCUGGAGGCCUGGGUCAAGUCCCUCUCUCCUCAGGAGCGAGCCGUUUACAAGGAAUUUUCCACCACGAAGCGGCGCAGCACGGCCAAGGCGCGGGGUCCAGCGGCGAAGGUUCGAGUGGUGAAGGGGAAGGCGGUAGGUGCCAGAGCCACAGGACUGGGGGCCGGGGGGGGCAGGCGAGCGAUGGCGUACAGGGCCAAGCAGGACACCUCGGAUUCAGAGGAAGAUGAAAAGACCGAUUCGUCCGAUUCCGAGGAUGACGACGAUGAAGACUCUUCAGGAAGCACUGACAGCGACGAUGAUGACGAGAACGAUGAUGAUGACGAUGAGGACGACGAGGACGACGACGACGAGGAAGAUGACGAAGACCAAUCGGACGGAUCCAGCAGCUCAUCCACAGACAGCAGUGACUCGGACUCUGAUUAGCCCCGCCCACAGGAGGAGGAGCUGUGCGGCAUGGGGGAGGUGACAGGGGAGGGGGUCCUCCCCAAACCGACCCCCCCCACCUAGACUGACUGAAACAGCGGGCCAGGGCUGGCACCCCCCCCCCCCCCCUCCUCCUCUUCCUCAAAGGCUCUUACGCUAUUGGACGAUUUCUCUUCUAAAGGAGGCGUGUUACAUGUGUGUCGUUUUUUUUUUAUUGCCUUUCCGGAGGUGUUACGAAAGACGGCCAUUUUGUUUUGUUUUUUACAUGAAAUGGGAACGCUGAAGCACCCGAAGCGUUUGGACGUGUUUCGUUAGUGCUGCGGUGUUUUGGCGGGGAGCGACGCGGACUCCCCAGAGCCCUCGUGUGUCCGUUUUCCACGUGCCAGGAGGAGGAGGAGGAGGGACUCCUUUUCGUACUCCACGGACACCUUUCUGGGGGGAAAAUUGCUAAUAAAUGCACUUUUUUUUUCUUGUAUUAAGCGGGUGUAUGAUCAUGAUGCACAUGUACCUCGAGCGCUGCUAAAGAUCAGUGAAUUUACGACUGCACAAACGAGCGGGAAUCUGCGGGUGGGAGAUUUGUGCCUUCGACGCGUAAGCUAAAAACAUUUCUACACGUUGGAACCCAACUUGCUUAAUAGUUGGUCAACAAUACCAGAGCCUGACUCAGGAAACUGCAGGGUUUGAACAAAAAUGAGCGCAGGACAUGUUUCUGGAUGUUUAUGCUCACUGGUGGCAUUUAGGCAACUGUGUGUGUGUGUGUGUGUGUGUGUGUGUUACUUGAACAUAAUGUUAACUGCUAAAGAUACGACUGGAAGAUCCUAGCUUUUAACAGUUGAUAAAUGGAGCUUAGGUUAACCCUUUGAAGAGCAGGUUUUUUGGAAUGGUAUUAUUAUUUUUUUUUCAUUUUAGUGUUUUUUUACAACUCCUUUGCUUUCAGUUGCCAGUAGUGAUUGUUACAUCAGCAUAAGAAUGUUCAGUUAAGAGCAUUCGAAUGGCUUAUUUGGGAUCUUGCGCUGUAAAGGGUUAAAAGCGUAGGGCAUGGUUAUGCAGGUUCCUUUUUCACACGAGUUCUUUGCCAGUCUUUCCAGCUCAGUCCUUCUGCCCAUCGUCGAUCAAUUAUCUUCUGCCUACUCUUCACCACCUCCUCUUCAUCACUACUGUUCCAGGCCCUGCUGCUCUUCAUCUGCCUCCUCUUCAUCACUACUGUUCCAGGCCCUGCUGCUCUUCAUCUGCCUCCUCUUCAUCACUACUGUCCCAGGGCCUGCUGCUCUUCAUCUGCCUCCUCUUCAUCACCUCCUCUUCAUCACUACUGUCCCAGGCCCUGCUGCUCUUCAUCUGCCUCCUCUUCAUCAAUACUGUUCCAGGCCCUGCUGCUCUUCAUCUGCCUCCUCUUCAUCACUACUGUUCCAGGCCCUGCUGCUCUUCAUCUGCCUCCUCUUCAUCACUACUGUCCCAGGGCCUGCUGCUCUUCAUCUGCCUCCUCUUCAUCAAUACUGUUCCAGGCCCUGCUGCUCUUCAUCUGCCUCCUCUUCAUCACUGCUGUUCCAGGCUCAGCUGCUCAUCAGUGAUGGUCAAGCGAAGGUCCAUGAAAUCCCGUAAUAGACGAUAUUAGUGUGUGAACUUGUUCCAACAAACCCCAAGGUUUGCGCUCCAGAGAAAAUGGAUAGUUUGGUUCGAAUCUGUCAUUGAUGGCACUUUUUUGUUCCAUUUUUAAUUUCCGGAAACCUCUCCCAUCACUGCUGAAAUCCCUAUCCGGGCUGGUUUCCCUACUAGCUGGACACCUACGCCCAUGUUUGCCUGUCUGUCUGUCCAUCUGUCUUUGAAUGAACCCCUUCAUAUUUCAGACAGUGUCAUAAGAGCACAUUCUAUCCAACCUCAGCAUCCUUUGGAAAACUCAUCAGUUCCUCUGCAUUCUCCAAACCUGGACCUGUGCUAUGAUUGGACCAGUUUGCAUUGCAUCACUUGAAGGGGUGUGUCUAACUCUUGGACGAAGUAUUACGGCUUGACGUUCUUUAACAAUGCAUCAUUGCCUUUUCACAUCUAGUCACAUUUUCAAAAAAUUUUUUAAAAUUAAAAUAGUUUUCACUUUUCAGACUGCCUAGGAAGUCAUGGAGACAGUGCUCAUGUGAACGUCAAUUAUUUUGCAUGGUUUUGAUGGACCUAUUCAUGCUCACCUUCUCACCGGAUACCACACAUUAAAACCACAGGACACUUGCUUUUUUAAAAUUUUUUAAUAAUAUCUUUUAUAUAGACUUUUUUUUUGUAUGUAUAUAUAAACAAAAACUUCUAGCCCCAUUUCCAUCCCUCUCCCCCUGCACACACACACCCGCUACACACAUUCCAGAAGACCAAAAGUAGCAAUAAAUUAUUUCUGCCUCGAACGACUAAAGAGGGGACUCCCAUCUACAGUGCAAAGCAAACGCACAGCCUGGGUGGUAAGAACUGGGUGGGGAUUCUGCUGAGGUCAAAGGACUACAAAUCCCACAAAGCACCACUGCUGCCCUGACCCCUCAUUCAAGUAGUCCAUGUUCAAUCUGUU